Molecule: messenger RNA, 312 nt
Organism: Prorocentrum cordatum
Lineage: Eukaryota; Dinophyceae; Prorocentrales; Prorocentraceae
Source: the annotation of a GenBank genome assembly
GACCUGGGAAGCGAGAGUGAGGACUUGGCCGACGAGCCGAAGCUCAACGGGGCAUGGGCGCCGAGGCCAGCACCAGAGCGCGGCCAGGCCGAGCGCCAGAGCGACGCGAGAGGCAGCUGGCCCCACGUCAGCGCGAACCUCACCGAGGAGCUGGCGGCCGAGGCGGCGGCAGCAGUGGAAGCGGCGCUGCAGCAGCAGGGCCAUCUGGCGCCUAGCGCGGCCUCAGAGUUCGAAAUGGCGGUGGCCGGCAUGGGCUUCCAGGGCUCCAAGCGCGCCAUCCAUCGACCCGUCUUCCUCUGCUUGGCCCGCGGG